Punica granatum (pomegranate) is the source of this 1205-nucleotide messenger RNA. The record is from RefSeq and is a predicted model, not a curated record. Lineage: Eukaryota; Viridiplantae; Streptophyta; Magnoliopsida; Myrtales; Lythraceae.
UCCUUACUCUCCAACACACACAAUCAAUCUAAUCACCUCUAAACGAUUACCUUCAAACGAUGUCAUUAGGAACAAUUUCUGUCCAGAAACUGUCACUGCUUCUCCUUUUUCUGAUGAUAAUCCAGUUGAGCUCAUUAGCCCAUUCCCGGAAGUUAAUGUCGCUGUACGAACCGCCCAAAGUGUCGCUCAAGUACCACCAUGGUGUUCUCCUCGAAGGCGACCUCGCCGUCUCCAUCCUCUGGUACGGGAAAUUCACCCCGGCCCAGAAAUCGAUCAUCUCUGAUUUUCUCGUCUCAUUGAACGCGCAAAAAUCGGGGACUGAUAACGUGCCUUCUAGUAAUGUCCCGUCCGUUGCUAAAUGGUGGGGCAUGGUCCAAGCCUACCUCAGGGAAGCCGCGAAAAGAGAGGCACGUGUGACUCUCGGGAAGCAGUUGAUGGACGAGGGCUGCUCGAUGGGGAGGCUCCUGACCCGGGCCCAGGUGGCCAAGUUGGCCCAGAAGGUCAACUCCGGGCCCCACGGACUGGCCCUCGUGAUGACGUCAGAUGACGUGGCGGUAGAGGACUUCUGUAUGGGUAGCUGUGGUUUCCACGGCGGAGACUCAGCGGCGUUCGUUUGGGUAGGGAAUUCAGCGACGCAGUGCCCCGGCCAGUGCGCAUGGCCUUUCCACCAGCCCAUAUACGGUCCCCAGGUGGAGCCGCUUGGGGCCCCGAAUGGCAAUGUAGGGGCCGAUGGAAUGGUGAUCAACGUGGCAAGCCUCCUCGCCGGAGCUGUGACCAACCCAUUUGGGGGCGGGUACUUUGUUGGUGAGGCCGGGGCGCUGCCGCUCGAGGCAGCCUCAGCCUGUGCCGGGUCCUAUGGUAAGGGGGCAUACCCGGGCUACGCUGGGGAGCUGCUGAAGGAUCCAACCACUGGCGCGAGCUAUAAUGCUGUUGGUGUGAACGGCCGGAAGUAUCUACUCCCUGCCCUAUUUGAUCCGGCUACCUCUCAGUGCACCACCCUUGUGUAAAAAGCGCCAGAGACGCGUAGCACGAUCCCAGUUUCUACAUUUCAUCCAUCGCGUGUAUAUACACCAUUUCGUUAGUAAAUACAAUCAUGAACUUAUGUUUCUGCCAGAACCUGAGUCAAUCUCAUGGAGUUAUAUUCAUAUGUUAAUCGAUUCAAAUUUUAAAUAUCUAAUUUUCUUAGAGAUUAUCACGGGAUCUUA